AUGCCUGGGACCCUGGCGUAUCUGAUGAGACACUUGGCCAGUCUGUCUGCGAACAGCUCUGUCACCAACAUGCACGCUAAGAACUUAGCCAUUGUGUGGGCUCCAAACCUCCUAAGAUCACAGCAGAGCGAGUCUGCCUGCGCCAGCGGGAGAGCUGCCUGCACGGAACUGCAGACGCAGUCGGCUGUGGUGGAAUUCAUCAUCGACCACACAGACGUCCUCUUCUGCUCCACGUCUGGACCUGACAUUGCAGAUGGAGCAGGUGAGUGUCUUCCUCCAUUAGCUUCAUCUUGGUCAGACACCUGGAUCAAAUGCAGGCCUUCUCCAAGUCCUUUGAAAUACACUUUUCCUGCCGAGGGGACAGCAGACUUCUGGGCUUAGAUUGGAAUCUGGCGUCCAGUUGCUGGAUGCUGAGAAUGUGCAA
Messenger RNA from Tympanuchus pallidicinctus (lesser prairie-chicken), 424 nucleotides. RefSeq names its product rho GTPase-activating protein 33-like. Bases 1 to 381 code for a protein of 126 amino acids. Gene Ontology annotation, cellular component: cell cortex; Golgi apparatus; nucleoplasm. Lineage: Eukaryota; Metazoa; Chordata; Aves; Galliformes; Phasianidae. The record is from RefSeq and is a predicted model, not a curated record. Gene Ontology annotation, molecular function: GTPase activator activity. Gene Ontology annotation, biological process: small GTPase-mediated signal transduction. The transcript is spliced from 3 exons.